Lotus japonicus is the source of this 1373-nucleotide messenger RNA. Its product is annotated as ATP-dependent Clp protease proteolytic subunit 5, chloroplastic. Gene Ontology annotation, biological process: protein quality control for misfolded or incompletely synthesized proteins. The coding region runs from base 196 to 1107 and encodes 303 amino acids. Gene Ontology annotation, cellular component: endopeptidase Clp complex. The record is from RefSeq and is a predicted model, not a curated record. NCBI's taxonomy places the organism in Eukaryota, Viridiplantae, Streptophyta, Magnoliopsida, Fabales, Fabaceae. Gene Ontology annotation, molecular function: ATPase binding; ATP-dependent peptidase activity; serine-type endopeptidase activity. The transcript has 9 exons.
ACAGCAGCUUCACGAAAAGAUAUUGGGAAAUCGAAGAACCAGUGAGUUCACUGUCAACAAGUUUCGCCUCAACACUCCACUCACUCUUUCUUCUUCUUCUUCUUCAUCUUCUUGUGCCGUUCAAUCCACAAUAAACGAAGCUUAGAGAUACACAUAGAUAGAUAGAUACAGAUAGCUUCUUCACCUUCAUUAACAAUGGCACAUACAUCGCUUUUCACACCCACUUCCUCUCUUACAUUUCUUCCCUCCCUUCCCUCUUCUUCUUCUUCUUCGCGCUCCGUCAACCUUUCUUUGCCCUCUCACUCUUUUCUCUCCGGGAAAUUAAGGAAAUCGGCAGAAAGUAAGGUUACUAAAAAAUCUCCGGUGAAAGCGGUGUAUGGCGAUGAAUUUUGGACACCUGAGAGGAGUUCAACUCAGGGUAUUUGGUCCAUGAGGAAUGAUUUGCAAGUCCCAUCUUCCCCUUAUUUUCCUGCUUAUGCACAAGGACAAGGGCCACCCCCAAUGGUGCAGGAGCGAUUCAUGAGUGUUAUAAGUCAGCUUUUCCAAUAUAGAAUCAUCCGUUGUGGUGGAGCAGUUGAUGAUGAUAUGGCAAACAUCAUAGUUGCUCAGCUCCUUUACCUCGAUGCUGUUGAUCCUAACAAGGAUAUUGUCAUGUAUGUAAAUUCUCCAGGAGGAUCGGUUACAGCUGGUAUGGCAAUAUUCGAUACAAUGAGGCAUAUCCGACCUGAUGUGUCCACUGUUUGUGUUGGAUUAGCGGCUAGUAUGGGAGCUUUUUUGCUUAGCGCAGGGACCAAAGGUAAGAGAUACAGCUUGCCAAACUCAAGGAUUAUGAUCCAUCAACCGCUUGGUGGUGCUCAAGGAGGGCAAACUGACAUAGAUAUUCAGGCAAAUGAAAUGCUGCAUCAUAAGGCAAACCUGAAUGGAUAUCUGUCCUAUCAUACUGGCCAAAGCUUAGAGAAGAUUAACCAGGACACAGACCGUGAUUUUUUCAUGAGCGCAAAAGAAGCCAAAGAAUAUGGACUCAUAGAUGGUGUCAUUAUGAAUCCUCUCAAAGCUCUCCAGCCAUUGCCGGCUGCAGAGGAGGGAAAAGAUCGGGCUGUUGUUUGAACCUGUGAUUGUUGCACUCUAAUUUCCAAGGUAUAGAAAAACAAGAAUGAUGUUUUUGGUUUCUGAGUCCAAUUGAGUUAUCUGUACAACCCUGUACCGAAAUAUUAGGUAAAAAUGUUACUUCUUGAGUAUUUCCUUUAUGCCGAUAGAAGCUUCCUUAAUGGACCCUGGAUGUGUUUCUUCCCCUUAAUUCAUUCUAUUGUGAUAAGUGGUAACUGAUAUGUCCUCGCAUCUUUGGUAUUAGAUUAUUUCUGUUUUUCCUUUGA